AUGGAGGCAUUUUCGGCACUUUCUUUAAUUGGCUUGGUAUAUAUUUGUGUCGUGGUGGAUAUAUACAGACGUGCCAUAAUUCAACAAGUGGGACCAACCAAAGAACACAGAAGAACCAUUCGACAACCUCAACCAGUUCCUCAAAGAAAGUGCAAUCCUGUCAGAAGCGCAGUGUUCAUAAAAACACAUAAAACAGGGAGCACUACCAUCAGCACUGUUUUAAACAGAUACGGUGAGAGGCACAACUUAUCCUUUCUUGCCAACAAACGGGAUCCUACAAGAGGACAUUUCCGCACUAUUCUGGUCAAGAACAAGACGAUAUUGCCGCCCUUAGGGGUCGCCAAUAAUGAUUUCGUAAACUACAAGAACUACAACUUGAUGACAUUCCAUAUAUUUUUCUUACCAAAUGAGAAUAAAUUAAAACAGGUAAUGAGUCCAGAACCACGAUUCUUCACUAUUCUUCGGAAUCCAGUCAGACAAUGGGAGUCAGCAUUCUUUUUCUUCAAAGGAUAUAAGUCAAUGAAAGUACCUGGAAAAAAUUCAUCUCAAUAUGUCAACAACUUUUUCAAGAAACCAGACACAUAUUGGGGAAAAAAGUUCAAGAGCAUACAUCGAAAUGGUCAGUGGGUUGAUAUAAUUGGAAGUUCACGGGACAUCAACGAAAAUAUGACUCAUGUCGAAGAAUUAAUCAAAGAACUUGAUAAAAAGUUACAUUUAGUGCUAAUCACCGACUACGUUGAUGAGUCGCUGAUUCUACUUAAACGUCUCCUCUGUUGGGAGUUUGAGGACUUGUUGUACGUUAAGAUGAAUCAACGUCCUUCAAAUUCAAGUGGAUUGAUGAGUGAAGACCUGCAAGAGAAGAUUAGGCAGUGGAAUAAAGCAGAUAUGAUUUUGUAUGACCAUUUCAAUAGAACUCUGUGGAAAAAGAUAAAUGAUAUUGGGCCAAACUUUUACAAGGAUCUCGUCGUAUUCCGAAAGAUGUUGGACAAUUACAACAAAUGGUGCAAUGUUACUAUGACAGCUAACAAAAUAAGGAAAGUACCUGUGGCACAAAACUCAUCAGCUAUUUGUCAAAGACUUGUAGCAACGCACAAACAUUAUUUGAAAAUAAUGUUGGACCGCCAGAACCAGACAGCAUUUUCUAUGAACACUUCUCAAACUAUAUCGUAAACCUCUUUACAUAAGCAAUGAUAACAAGAUACUGUUGGACAAAAUUAUUUCGAGUUUAGUUUCCCGAGAUUUUUACUCAUUAUCCAUAGCGCUUGCUUUCGUAAUAUGCUGCAAUGGGGGAGGGGGAAUUCUGCUCCAAAGCACAUUGUUACCUUUUCAAUCGAUAGUGCCAAAUUA
Lytechinus variegatus (green sea urchin) is the source of this 1347-nucleotide messenger RNA. Its product is annotated as galactosylceramide sulfotransferase-like. Gene Ontology annotation, cellular component: membrane. Bases 1 to 1170 code for a protein of 389 amino acids. Lineage: Eukaryota; Metazoa; Echinodermata; Echinoidea; Temnopleuroida; Toxopneustidae. Gene Ontology annotation, molecular function: galactosylceramide sulfotransferase activity. The transcript is spliced from 2 exons. Gene Ontology annotation, biological process: glycolipid biosynthetic process. The record is from RefSeq and is a predicted model, not a curated record.